Messenger RNA from Trichoderma atroviride IMI 206040, 207 nucleotides. RefSeq lists its product as uncharacterized. Lineage: Eukaryota; Fungi; Ascomycota; Sordariomycetes; Hypocreales; Hypocreaceae. The record is from RefSeq and is a predicted model, not a curated record. Gene Ontology annotation, biological process: cell differentiation; negative regulation of transcription by RNA polymerase II; anatomical structure morphogenesis. Gene Ontology annotation, molecular function: RNA polymerase II cis-regulatory region sequence-specific DNA binding; DNA-binding transcription factor activity, RNA polymerase II-specific.
GCUUUUAUUCUGUAUCGCCAACGUUACCAUACCGCUGUGACAGCCGCAAAUCCACGCUUGUCCAACCCGCAAAUCUCCAAGAUAAUCGCAGCAAAGUGGAAAAACGAAGAGGCUGAAAUUAAAGGCUAUUGGAAAGAAUUGGCCGAAGAAGAGAAGAAUCGCCACCGCGAGCAGAACCCAGACUAUCAGUAUAGGCCGCGCCGUAAG